Molecule: messenger RNA, 383 nt
Organism: Staurois parvus
Lineage: Eukaryota; Metazoa; Chordata; Amphibia; Anura; Ranidae
Source: the annotation of a GenBank genome assembly
GCCUGCGUUACCUGUCCCUCGGUCCAGGGGUGUCCUCACCGCAGCUGGUUUCACCGGCCGUCUUCUUUCCCUGGCGCCGACAUCUUCAAUGUGGGCACCCGGCUGUGACAGCUUGCGGCUACACAGCCAGGUGCCCACUGAGCAUGUGCGAGAAGCGCUGCGCUUUGUGAAUGGCCCCGUAGUCUUCUGGGACCUGUCACGUGUCCCAGAAGACUACCGGGGGGGGGGUGGACAACGUCCGUUUCCGAUCGCAGUGGAAGUGGGAGCGGAAUUGGGAGCGGGUACCUGUCAAAUUCGGGUACCCGCUCCCCAAAGGUGCCAAUCCUUAAUGGGGAUCCGCCCCUGAGGGGAACAUCCCCUUUUAGGUGGAGCUCCGCUUUAAG